UGCAUUCUGUCGGUGAAAAAUAAUUGGUCAUGGCUGACUAAGUUGAUGAAGUGCUCUGAAACUCACCUCAAUCAUUCAUCCAAUUACCACCAGUAUUACCAUACAAUAAAAGAGCUGAGGCAGUGGUUGCCAGUAGAUCUCGAGAAGGCCAACAAUUUGUUGAACGUGGCAGAAAUGAAAAAAAACCUGCAAGGAGCUACCGUCAACAAGUUGCUUCUGGAAAUUAAAACAGCACUUACUAUAUUCUUGAGUUGGAACUCCAGACUUCACCAAAUUCUCUUACAAAGCAAGCAGUUGGUGCCAGUUCAUUUGAGAACUCACAAAAUCACCCAACCUCGAAUGGCUGUGUCACUAGCCAAGUACCAAACUAAAAAUGUGAAAAUCGAAGAAGGAGAAGAGGUGAUUGUGCAGGACAAUAGUAGAAUUGAAACUUGGGAGGUAGUGAGGAACGUAAGAAACGAAGAGUUUGUGAUUCCGUCUGUUAUAUUAACCAUACCUGGUCCCGAUCCUGAAGCCGUUGAUGCCGCUCUCAAGUUGACGUUGGAAUUUUUGGGCAUAUGGACAGUGAUGGUGAAGAAGUACGGAAGGACAAUCAUCUGGUUCCUCCUGCAAGUUAUCCGCGAGUGGACACCCUCUGAGGAGAAAAUGUUGAAAAAUCUGUCAAAGAAAGAAAAAAAUGAAAUAUUACAUCUUCUGAAAUCGAUUGAAGAAACUUUCAGCAGAUAUUGGAAGUCUUACAAGUUGUACGUAGCACUCGAGAGCAGGAUGGAACAUUUAAAAAAAAUUCUCAUUCAACGCGGCGAUGAAAGCAUUUCUGCUGAAAAAGGUUCACUACUAGUCAUUCAAACUGUACAGUUGGAAGACCUGCUGGCUAAAUACAGAGAAUUUUGGAAAAAUUGGGAGAUAUUCAAAGUGUUGAAUGAAACAAUGAAACAUCCCGAAUGUCUAUUAACUGUUUCUAACUGGCAUCAAUAUCAAUAUUGUGAUUUUGAAGAAUGGACCAGAAAAUGGCAGCUAGCUCUUGAGUUUGAUGAGGAUGAGUUCAAUGAACCAGUAGAUGAAGAAAUUCAAGUGGAAAGAGCCAAGGAAACUGCUGAAGCAUCUCAACUGUACACCAGUGAGCAGGAAGAAAACCAGACAUUCAUCAUCACGGGUGUGAUGGAUACAAAAUCAGAAGAAGAGAUAUCGUUAGACGAUGCGAUAGAAAAAGGUAUCAUCAACCAAACGGAGGGUAAAUAUUACGACACCAAAAAGAGAAGUUCUCUUCCUAUUCCCGUAGCCAUGAGUGAAGGAAAGAUCAAAGUUGAAAAGGUGGACAUAAAAAAAUCUGCUGAAAAAGUUAAGGAUAUCGGUUUAAUAACUAUCACAGUUAUUAAAGAAUCUAGACCUUACAAACUGAAAGGAGUGAUAGAUACGAGAAAUGAUCAGAAGUUGUCGGUAGAAGAGGCAACAAAAUGUGGCAUACUUGAUCAAAAAAACAGCCAGUACAAAGAUUUGGUCAGUGGGAGCGUUAUCUCAUUGGCUGAUGCGCUCGAUAGUGGUUUGCUCAUUGUUGAAUUUCAACCUAUAAAUGGAAAUGGCAGUGCAACCGCGUUAACAAAGACGUAUGCGGUUAGCGCAGUCGUGGACAUGCUUAACAACCAAAAAUAUACAUUCUCUGAAGCCGUAAGGGCUGGCCUUAUAAACGCUGACGAUGGAUCAUAUUUGGACAGAAGAACAAACACCAACGUAUAUAUUGGAGACGCAAUCAAGGAGAGUUACCUUAAAGCCAUCAUUGUGAAAAAUCCAAAACUUUUAGAUAUCAAUCCAGCAAACAGAAUAAGCAUCAGCGAAGAAAAAAUGAAUUUCUUCAAGCAAACUUUAAUUAAACCGCUGCGAGCUCUGAAUGCGCUGAAAAUCGGCGUGAGUGAAUAA
Helobdella robusta is the source of this 1914-nucleotide messenger RNA. RefSeq lists its product as hypothetical. Gene Ontology annotation, biological process: intermediate filament cytoskeleton organization; wound healing. The annotation marks the transcript as partial. The transcript has 13 exons. Gene Ontology annotation, cellular component: intermediate filament; membrane; cytoskeleton. Gene Ontology annotation, molecular function: structural molecule activity. Lineage: Eukaryota; Metazoa; Annelida; Clitellata; Rhynchobdellida; Glossiphoniidae. The record is from RefSeq and is a predicted model, not a curated record.